Molecule: messenger RNA, 2382 nt
Organism: Cydia pomonella (codling moth)
Lineage: Eukaryota; Metazoa; Arthropoda; Insecta; Lepidoptera; Tortricidae
Product: glucose dehydrogenase [FAD, quinone]-like
Exons: 5
Coding region: 335-2188 (617 amino acids)
Molecular function (GO): flavin adenine dinucleotide binding; oxidoreductase activity, acting on CH-OH group of donors
Source: RefSeq, a predicted model, not a curated record
ACUAAAGAGAACGGUAGUUUCUUUUGACACGUAAUGUGAUCCGAUACUUUUGACACGUUGUGUGAUCCGAUACUUUUGGUGUCGACUGUAUCUGUACUUUCAAGAUAAAUGAAAUACGUCAACAAAAUCUACCUCAAUCAAUCUCACGUUAUUAGUAGGUAUAAACCGUCGAGCAGCACCGGCUUCCAACACCUCAGUGUUGCUCGAAGGUAUAAACCCAUUUAAUGACAUAACACAUAACGAAUAGACACGACUUUCAGUUUUUAUUAUAACAUGCAUAGAAAACAAUCAGUAACAUUAUUGCUUUGAGUGUGACAAGCGUGUGAAACAGACAAUGAACAGUUUCUGGAAUAUAUUACUAAGUGUAUUAUGUCUCCACACCCAAGUAUUCUCUCAAUCCCUCUUCAACGCAGCUUCUGGCCUGCUCCGAGACGCCAACGAACUGUACAAUGGGGAACCAGCUGAUGCCGAGGUUCUAUUCUCAGAGUAUGACUUCGUGAUAGUUGGGGCCGGGACGGCUGGAUGUCUGCUCAGUAAUCGGCUUACGGAGGUUGGACAAUUCAAGGUCUUGCUUAUAGAAGCUGGUAACAGCGAACAGCUCUACAUGGACAUCCCUCUGAUAGCCACCGUGCUGCAGUUCACUGAUGCCAACUGGGACUACAGGCCCCAACCACAGAAAGCCGGUUGCCUAGGCAUGCGCGAAGGUCGCUGCUCUUGGCCACGAGGGCGAGUGGUCGGUGGUUCUUCCGUGCUGCACUCCAUGAUGCAUACCAGAGGCAACCGACAAGAUUACGACCGCUGGGCAGCUUUAGGAAACCCAGGAUGGGACUACGCAUCGGUGUUGAAAUAUUUCAAGCGAUUCGAAAACAUCCAAGUGCCAGAAUUGAGGAAAGAUACCGUUUACCAUUCUACCAAGGGAGAGAUGCAUCUUCAAAACCCCAACUGGAGAACACCACUCUCUGAUGCAUUUCUCCAAGCAGGAGUUGAAACUGGAGGGAAGAUUGUAGAUUAUAACGGCGAGAAGCAAAUAGGGUAUUCCAUCAUACAGUUCACAAUGCAAAAUGGAACACGCAUGAGUGCAAGUCGGGCUUUUCUCCACCCCUUAAAAUAUAGACACAAUUUCUACAUCGUUAAAAACGCAAUGGUUACACGUGUUCUUAUAGAUCCUCAGACUGGAAGGGCAUAUGGUGUCAAAUUCCAUAAAGGUGGACAGCAGUAUACAGUAACGGCAACUAGAGAGGUGAUCCUAUCCGCUGGUGCCAUCAAUACCCCACAAUUAUUAAUGCUAAGCGGAAUUGGACCGAAGGAUCAUUUGACUGAAAUGAACAUCAAUACAGUCGUCGAUUUACCCGUCGGCUACAACCUUCAAGACCAUUGGGCUUUAGGAGGCUUGACUUUUCUUAUCAACACAACAGCUUCCAUAAGAUUCGAAAGGAUUGCCACUAUCAAUAAUAUUAUGGAAUAUUUCACGGAUCAUAGCGGGCCUUUAUCAGCACCAACUGGUACUGAAGCACUAGCUUUCAUGGACACUAAAAACCCUGACGAUCCUAACGGAUAUCCUGACUUAGAACUGCUUUUCGUAGCAGGAUCUAUAGUUAGUCGAACGACAUAUAAAACCGCUUUCAACAUCGACGACCACUUAUACGACACAGUCUACGGACCAAUAAAAGAUCGUGAUACCUGGAUGGUUUUUCCGAUAAUUCUCCUCCCCGAAUCCAAAGGACGUAUAAAGUUACAAAACAAAAACCCUUACACAAAGCCAUUAAUCUACGCCAAUUAUUUCACAGACAACGGUCACGAUCAAAAGAUCAUUCUACAUGGUAUAAGAAAAGUCAUAGAGUUAUCACAAUCUCGCGCUUUCCAAAGAUAUGGUAGCAAACUUCACGAUAUACCAUUUCCAAAUUGCGCGCGUCAUGGGUUCAACUCUGAUGAGUAUUGGUUCUGCGCUAUGAAAACAAUAACUGUCACUAUUCACCACCACUGUGGAACAGCUAAAAUGGGGCCUAGACAUGACCCAGGAGCAGUGGUAGACCCAAAACUAAGGAUAUAUGGUAUAAAAGGACUGAGAGUGGUGGAUGCUAGUGUUAUGCCAUUUGUGCCGGCAGCGCAUAUUAAUGCACCGACGAUGAUGAUCGCGGAAAAGGCCGCUGAUAUGAUUAAGGAAGACUGGGGGAUUCGAUUUAAGUGAAAGCUAAGCUCACUGCUAGUUGAAUUUGAAAUCUGUGGUGAAGGGAUUAUGAUUGAAUUUCUUGUGUUUUGAAAUCGAAUGUAACAAAAGAAAUGCAAGUCUCUUCCAAUUUCAAAUAGUUAAAAGUAUAUGUAUAGGCCUAUCAAAUAAGACUUUUUUGAAGAAUCAAUUCCCAGCAAGCUAGAAAUAUAACC